AUGGCGUCUUCCUCUCCUGAGUCGGCGCAGGCCCUCACCGUCGCCCCCAUGGCUCCUCCCUCUGAGCUCAGGACCCAUGGAUCUCUCCAGUCCGAACUUCAGGCCUGGCAAGUGGGUUUUCACAUCUACAACUUGCGUUCUUUUGAAUGCCAAAGCUUCAAGAUCUUGUUCAACCUCUGGCAUGGAGGUGGUCCAAACUAUGCCGCUGAAUUCCGUAGAUGGGAAGCAGAGGAGCAAGCACAAUGGACAGAUGUUGCCUAUCGAAAGCGGCCACCAACGGAGGAGAAAACCCCGAUUGCUACAAUGGCUCUUACCUCCUCUCAGCAGAGCGAGAUGGCUUUUCGCUUCAUCGACCCCGCACCAUUGAUGGUAGUUGGUGCCCAAAGGCAGAUGAUCAACGGUCGACCCCUGAUGAGAAGGGUGGUGGUCGGUCAUGUCACGGAGCAGAACAACGACCUGGACAUUGCCAUUCUGAAUCCUUUGCCUCAAGGUCCAAUCAACUUUCUGGACAUCCGUAGCAUUCUGGAAGAUUUUCUGCACAAUCAUGUGAAUGUAGGUUAUCGGGGAAUGCAGCCCUGCCCUCAUGGACAAGCUUUCAUCCGCUUCAACUACUUGCUUGAAAGAGACCUUCUCAUUCAGAAUAGCCCUCAUCAGUACGAGGGUACUAACUUUGAGUCCCAUAGUUGGACUGUGCAAUGUGAGGUUCUUCACACUCAGAUGUUGGGUCAGGCACCACAGGAUGAAGAUCUGCCUCCUGAUGAUGAUGAUUUCGACCCCAAUGCCUUCUUCUACCAUGGUUUUGGUCAAUUUGAGGCUCCACUUGAAGCACCAGUGGUUGAAGCACCAGAGCCUGACCCCCUACCUGCUGUGGAAGAAGUUUUGCAAGCCCAACCUCAGAACAUUGAGCCAAUUGAAGAAGCCAAUGUUGAUCAGGGAGAAGUUCUUGCCAUGGAUGAUGUGACUGAUUCUGAUGAUGAAUUUCUUCAGCCUCCUGCUCCUCUUGUUCAAUCUGAAGUACAAGUGAACAUCUCGGUUGUUCAGAACCCACAGGCCUGGAUUGUGGAUGAAGUGCCUCUAGAAGACCUGUUGGGCUUCAUGGAGACAUUUAUUCCACCAGUGGACCCAUCUCAGCUUAUGGCCUCUUCAUCCAAAGGCCCAAGUGCAGCUGCUGUUAGGUGUUGGGCCAAAUACUUCUCCCCAAUUGACAGGUCCAAGCCAACUGUUACAAUCCCAACUGAAUGGAUGGACUUUUUCUCCCUAUUGCUCCUAAAGCCUGGUUCCUUUGAAUGGGCCAAAGACUUCCUGACAUCUCCAGCUUGGGCUGCUCUUUCCAAGAUGUCCACUGGUAACUCCUACCUCUUUUUUCUCCCUAAGUCUUCUCCUUCUGUUGUUAUCUCUGAUUACUCAUGCUCUGAACCCCCUGAGCCUUUCUGUCUUGAUAUAGAGGAGAUUGAUGAGGCAGAUGGCAGUGAGAAAGAACCUGCUGAAGAAUCUGCUACUGCAGAAAAGGAAAACAGGCUAGCUGGCAAGCAACCCAUGAACACUACCCAGACUGAGCAAGGGGUUGUGACUCCCCCACCUUCCACUAUAGCUGUUUCAACCCCGAGAGCCAAGCGUGUCAGAGACUUGGGUGCCUCCUUCUGCAAGCUUGAUCCUGUUUCGCUGACUGAAGAGAGUCUGAAUGCCAAGCCACCAAAGAAGAAGCCUGUAAGCAAGCCCAAAGCCAAGAAGGCCAAGAAGGCCAAGAAGGAUGGGGCAGAUGCUGAUGGAGCUAGACCUUCCAACACCAAGAAGAAAUGA
Molecule: messenger RNA, 1800 nt
Organism: Miscanthus lutarioriparius
Lineage: Eukaryota; Viridiplantae; Streptophyta; Magnoliopsida; Poales; Poaceae
Source: the annotation of a GenBank genome assembly